Funneliformis geosporum is the source of this 137-nucleotide messenger RNA. NCBI's taxonomy places the organism in Eukaryota, Fungi, Glomeromycota, Glomeromycetes, Glomerales, Glomeraceae. The record is from the annotation of a GenBank genome assembly.
AAGAACUCACCUUCACUGUUUGGGAUAGCAAUAUUGUAGUAUCUUCAGAUUUAGGAAUGAAUUCUAUGACAGAAACUACCAUACCUGCCUUUCAGAGAAAAUCAACCAUUCUCCAACCAAAUAAACCUCGAGAAUGA